CUACAUAGAAUUCAAAACUCUCUUCAUUAUUAAUUAUACCUAACCUUCUACACUUCUCCUCUCUGAGAUAGCAAAGACUUUCUUUCAACAGCCAAGAGCACCACUUUUGACCCAAUAUUGGGUUUCUCUUGUUAUCAAGACUAAGUAACCCGUUUCCCACGGAGCGUUUAGCCCUCGGCACCCCUGGCUGUCUUCCCCGGGCCCUCCAGCCAAGCAGUUUAAGCGGUGUGGUCGCAAUCUUGCAGUGGUUCCCAACACCCCCAACCCAAAAACUUUGGCUAAUCUAUCAUAAUAAUUCUCCAUCUCUUCACCACCUCGAUAAACCACCCUUUUCCCUUCCCUUGGUCCUCCAACAGACGACUGCCUCUCCCAACAGUCGUCCCGGGUCGACUUGCACUCGUUUGGAACACCAUAUACCCGGUGCUUGCGUGUUUGGGUGCUGUACUACUGCACCCUCACUCACACCCUCACCACCGCUAUCGCGUCGAAUCCUUCGCAGCUUGAUCGCCGCCCACCGAAUAAACUCCCCUCUGGCCCUGUCAGGCACCGCAAUCCGAUUUGACAACCACCAUCACUUGCCCAGACAAGCGCGAGACGCCUGAGAGCCCGUGACACGCCUCGCCAUCAAAUCAUUCGCUUUCCUCAGCAUGAAUUCCAUUGAGAAUGCGAGCUUCGUCUCGCCCCUCGCCAACGCAGAUCUGAACCUGCAGCAUCAGCAAUCCUUCGGUUUCCUGGAGAGAAUUUGGAGUCAACUUAAUGCCUGGACCAUCUUCUUCACCAUCCUCGCCUUGUGUGCUGCAUACGAUCAGUGUAGUUACCAAUACCAGAAAUAUGGAAUCAUCGGCCCAGCCUGGAAGAUGCCCUUUAUCGGGCCCUUCCUCGAGUCAAUGCGACCUGAUUUUACCAAGUACAAGCAAAAGUGGGAAAGUGGCUCCCUGAGCUGUGUUUCCGUCUUUCACAAGUUUGUCGUCAUUGCUUCAGACCGUGAACUUGCCCGAAAGGUGUUCAACUCUCCAGCCUUUCUCAAACCGACCGUCGUCGACAUUGCCCCCAAGAUCCUCCGUCCUACCAACUGGGUCUUUCUCGAUGGAAAAGCCCAUGUUGACUUUCGAAAGGGUCUUAACGGCCUCUUCACCCGUCAGGCGUUGGAGAUGUAUCUCCCUGGACAAGAGGAGGUCUACAGCAAGUACUUCAAGGAGUUCUUGCAAAUGUCCAAAGACAACGACAACAAACCCACUCCGUGGAUGCCCACCUUCCGAGAGCUCAUGUGCGCCGUGGCCUGCCGAACAUUUGUUGGCCACUACAUGAGUGAGGCCACCGUCAAGAGAAUCGCACAUGAGUUCUACUUGGUCACUGCCUCCCUAGAGCUGGUCAACUUCCCCAUCAUUCUCCCUUUCACCAAAGCCUGGUAUGGAAAGAAGGCUGCCGAUUUCAUCUUGGAAGAGUUCGCCAAAUGUGCCGCCAAAUCAAAGGUCCGCAUGGCCGCGGGCGGUGAGAUCACAUGCAUUACGGAUGCGUGGGUCAAACAAAUUCAGGAUUCUGCCAAGUACCGUGAGAGGAUUGCUCGAGGCGAACAGGUGGAUGCAUCUGAGAAACCUCCUCAGGUGCUCCGCGAGUUCACAGACUUUGAAAUCUCUCAGACCGUCUUGACGUUUCUCUUUGCAUCCCAAGAUGCCACUUCCAGCGCUUGUACUUGGCUAUUCCAGAUUAUGGCCGAUCGACCAGAGUACUUGGACAAGGUUCGCGAGGAAAAUUUGAGACUGCGAGGUGGUGAUCGUAACAAGCCUUUCGAUAUGGAUAUGCUCGAGUCCAUGGUCUGGACUAGGGCUGUUGUCAAGGAAUGCCUCCGAUACCGACCACCAGUCAUUUUCGUUCCCUAUGUCGCCAAGAAGGAUUUCCCAAUCACUCCCGACUACACCUUGAAGAAGGGAUCCAUGGUUAUUCCUGCCGUUUGGCCCGCAACCCACGACCCUGAAGCAUACCCCAACCCUGAUAGCUACGAACCUGAGAGAUGGAUCACAGGCGAUGCGGACAAACAGGUCAAGAAUUGGCUGGUGUUUGGAACUGGACCUCACUACUGUCUGGGACAGACAUAUGCUCAACUCAACCUCAUGGCAAUGAUUGGCAAGGCCAGUAUCUUGAUGGAUUGGGUGCAUGAACCCACCCCCAUCAGUGAAGAGAUUGAAGUUUUUGCAACCAUUUUCCCUCAGGAUCACUCCAAGUUGAACUUUACGGAGCGAGCAUAGAUUUGGGCGUUCAUUGAUUUAUUGAUACCCCAGACUUAGACCAUGCUUCUGGAGAGGAUGAGACUAUUGGAUUUGGUGCCCACGUAGUGAUUAGCGUCAUUGCCUUGCUGGCUAUGACUCAGUCGCCAAGCAGCCUCUGAAAUCCUAGAGUGGGUGUUGGCCGAGUCAGGAACGGCCAGGAAUUCUUCCUCGAGGUGACUUGUUGGGAUUUGUGCUUUGUGUAAUACCCUUGGGUAUCCAACACGGCCAGACCUGACACACGAAGCCGCCAGGUAAAUAUUAAUUUGUACAUAGAAUGGCGUUCUGUACCUUGCAACGGGUGGGGAGCUUGGAUAGCUCAUUAAUGAAAGUCAACACAUCGCACAAAGACUGGAGACUGCAGCAUGGGCGUGGAUGCCUCCGUAAUCAACCCCCCAGCGUACUUUCCCUCUGAAUCU
This is a messenger RNA of Exophiala mesophila, 2683 nucleotides long. RefSeq lists its product as uncharacterized. Gene Ontology annotation, biological process: sterol metabolic process. Bases 648 to 2246 code for a protein of 532 amino acids. The record is from RefSeq and is a predicted model, not a curated record. Lineage: Eukaryota; Fungi; Ascomycota; Eurotiomycetes; Chaetothyriales; Herpotrichiellaceae. Gene Ontology annotation, molecular function: heme binding; iron ion binding; oxidoreductase activity, acting on paired donors, with incorporation or reduction of molecular oxygen. The transcript has 3 exons.